Molecule: messenger RNA, 3651 nt
Organism: Cadophora gregata
Lineage: Eukaryota; Fungi; Ascomycota; Leotiomycetes; Helotiales; Ploettnerulaceae
Exons: 2
Coding region: 1-3651 (1216 amino acids)
Biological process (GO): termination of RNA polymerase II transcription
Cellular component (GO): nuclear body
Molecular function (GO): transcription termination site sequence-specific DNA binding; helicase activity
Source: RefSeq, a predicted model, not a curated record
AUGUCUGGAAACGGACAAAACUCUUCCAAUGUGGUCUCCGAUCACAAUAGAAGACCAAACCCAGCUACGGCUGGUGGAACGAAGCGAAACCCUGAUAUUCAGGAUGGCCGCCCCAAGAAACAAGUCGAGCGGAUAACUUCCGAGGAAACCAACAUCCGCAAAGAGAUCGACAAGUCCGAAGACCUUGAAAGAAUCCUCGAGCAAACCAAGGAUUGGAUCUCGGGCACCCAUGGCUCUGGCUAUCCCAACCACAAGCUGCUUCGAAAUUGGUGGACAGCUAAGGCUGCAGAGUUGGUCGUCUGUCCUGUGGCCUCUGGUUCAAAUGCAUAUCCGCAAGCGAAGUUCUUCCAUGGCUUCAAGAUCCGAUAUGUCGCAGUCUGUGGUGCUCCGGCGCUCAUGGUUAUGAAGAAUGGACAUAUGAUGGUCAUUCACAGCCAAAAUGUUGCCCCUCCGCCAGAUCAGAGCGGUAAGUCAAAGAAGGAGAAGAAGAAAGUCGCCAUCUUUGCCGAGUCCGACCACCCCAUCAGUACAAAGGAGGGCGAAGAUAGCAUCCAGCCACAGACGUUGAUCAGCGCUUUCAAUACUCAGCACUGUGCUCCAGGCUUGACUGAGGAGGACGCUGCUGCGAUGAUCGAGUUUGGCCUUGUCGAGAAGACCAACCCUCACGUCAAGCAUGGUCUCAUCUGUACGACCUUCAAGACAACCGAGACAUUCUGGAUGCAGACCGUUGGAAAGGCUCCAUGCCCUGAGUUCGAAGAGCUUCUCACUAUGUUGAAGGAUGACCAGUGCUUCUUCACAUUUGUGCAGAACAAGCGGGACUUCAUCGAUCGAGCUCACGAGUUCUGGCGAUGUGAGAUGGAAAAGUGCGUUGUUCAAGGCGUCUGGAGCUACUACAAUGACAUGAUUGGCACGAUUCAAGGUCAGUUAUUCUCAAGAUGGGAGAAAGACCCGAACAAGACGAUCAAGCACCAGACUUGGAUGAAGAUCGAACAGCUCCGCAAAGAUCGCGGCAAGAUCCAAAAGUACGCCUCUCACGCCAUGAAGAAGUCAUUCGGAUCCAUGCGUGAGCUUGAGAUCGUGCAGUCUGUCGCUCUCAUCUACGAGGCCAUGUACGAGAACUCCAUCAUCAGCAUGUACUUCGCUUGGGAUAAGUACCACGAGGCCACUGUUGUCGAGGCGACAAAUGGUUAUGUCCAGCUUGAUGUUAACGUCGGCAAGAACACGGAGUAUUCCAUGCCAGGAGUAGAUGUCGAUACUCGGUUCAAGGUUCGAAAGGUCAAUUACCAGGACUCGGAUCUCGUUAUGGAGGAUGCCCCAGCUUCUGGUGAUAAGCCAUACUUUGCAGAGGAAGAGAAGUUUGGCGCCAACGACGAGAGCGACCCAGAGGAAGACAUCCUUCCACAGGAGAAGAAGCAGAAGCCUCAAGACUUUGGCAAGCCCGUCGAGAAGGAACAGCCCGUGCCUACGCACACAGGCCAGCAGUUCGAGGCUCGAGUCAUCAGUGGAGGAGAGCAAGACUUCCGCUUGAGCUUCUUCGUCAAGGACAAGGCCACCAGAGAACAAUUUGUGGCUGGUGAGGUGAUCAAGGUCUCACUGUUCAUGACACGCAAUCCGAUCCCCAGCAGGCGCUCUCUGAAGGCCAUCGGUAAGCUGUGCAAGAAGCCCGGCAAGAAGGAUGGCUUCAAGUUCAAGUCCAUGCAGACCUUCCUCAAGGGAGCUGGUGUUCCGCCACCCAGGGAAGGAGAGAAAUCACUCUGGGAUACUGCAAUGGAGGUGAUGACCGACAUUGAAAAGAGUCGCUUGGAGAGAUACAUGUCGUCCUUCCCGAUGAACGGACCUCAGCUCCAUGUUUGGACUGCGAUCUUCAAGUACCGCAACUUCGUUACUCAGUUGCAAGGACCACCCGGAACCGGAAAGACCAGAACUGUGGCCAUCAUCGCCAUGACCUUCGCUCUGACAAAGGCCAGAACCGCUCUGUGCGCCCCUUCGAAUACUGCCGCCGAGGAGUGCCUGAGAAACGUCCUGGAGCAUCUGAAGGUCCUCUACCAGUUGGAUCCGACCGCUCAAGAUGACUUCAAGGUCGUCUACGUGCCAACGACAGCCAGCACCAAGGAAGCCCUUGCCAGUCUCGGAGAAGAACACAUUGCCUACGACAUGUUCAAGGAAGGCGAGGGUAGCGAUGACGACCCCUUCAAGCAGUUCAAGCUUCACGCCCAUGUUGUCAGAUCAUUCGAGAAGCGUGCCUCGCUUAAACUUGGAGAUUACAUGGAGGCCGAGUCCUGGUUGAAGGUCUUGGAGCGACUUCGAGCUGACCAUCAGGUCAAGCCAAAGCUCAUGAGACAGUUCGUCGAUCUGGGCAUGGCAGAGGGAGCAACCGUCCUCCAGGAUCCAAAUGUCAAGAUCGUGGUGUCGACUUCCAGCAGCGCCGACCUCCUGGCCGAUUAUCAAUACAAGCCACAUGCAAUCAUCAUCGACGAGUCUGCAUCCGCCACGGAACAGGAGAGCUUGGUUCCCCUCGCUCUCUUGGCUCGAUACAACGUCCUUGUUGGUGACCAUGAGCAGCUGAAGCCGACCAUUCGAUCCAAAGGUCACAACGAGUAUGGUUCCCAGUAUGGAAUGUCCAUUUACAAGCGCAUGUAUGAUAAUCAUGGCGUCCCUCUGUACCGAUUAAAAAUCAAUUACCGCAUGCACCCGGAUAUUGCUGAAUUGCCUGGAAUAUUGACCUAUGAGUGGCUCGGCUGUGAUCCAAGCACCAAGGUAGACUCGGAUGCAUACAGAUACUUCCAGGACUGGUACUUCGAAUCUGAGCUAGGAGGUGUCUACGACGAGGAAACUCGAGAUCCUCAAUAUGGUGGGGAGGCAGAUGAGGACAUCCGUGUUCGCUGGUUGAACAUUGCCGACGGCUUCGCAUCACCGAAGCCUGGAUCGACAUCUCUUCGGAACUACGCCAACAUCAACGCCGCGAUUAUGCUUGUCCUUAGCUUGCUGAAACACCACCCUUCGGACUCAACGAUUCCUGACCUGAAAGGCUCUGAUAUUACAAUCUUGUCGCCAUACAGAGCUGACUUGGAGGUGAUGAGAACGCAGCUUGCUUGGGCAAUCGAGAAGGACAUUGGCGGAGUUCAAAACCAAAUUGUCAUUUUGCUUAUACCACCGCACGAUGCUAGUCAUCUUGGCUUCAUGAGGGAGUGGAAUCGCUUCAAUGUGGCGCUGACUCGGGCCAAAUCUGUACUUUACAUCUUCGGUAACUUCGACGGUCUCAGAUCUCAACUUAAGGUAAUCUCGAAGGGUAUGGGAUGCAAGAAGCUAGCUUUGAUGCUCGUUGACUAUAUGGACAAGGGUCGUGUGAUUGAUUUUGAAUCGAAUAAUGUGCUUCCUGCCUCUCGUGAGGAGGCUUUCCAAGACGUGGAAAAGUGGACUGACCGGCAACAGCGCCCAAGUCCUGUAUCCAUGAGGCUUUCCCAGAAGCUUCAAGACAUUCAGAAGGACUACACAGGCGAGGGGUCUGAAAGGUUUGAGCUCGAGCUCUUGAAUAAGUUGCAGAAGCUUCGUGCUCAGGCGGCAGAACAUCAGAAAGAUUUCGAAGCCGGCAGAGAUCUCGACCUUCCCCUCUCAACCUCUCUCGACACCCAAGCUGAAGGAGAAGGUUAG